CGCCUCUGCUGAGGGUUGCUGUCGCCGUGCCGUGCUGUGCUGUGUCGUGUGCCGCUGGCAUCUCUAGAUGGAUGCGCCAGCUGCUAUAGCUGUUACGAGGAUAUCAGGAUUUCGCUUUCUUGUCAAUCCCCUCCUACUUACCUACAUCUUCUCUCCUCUCCCUUUUCCUCCUCCUCCUCCUCCUCCUCCUCCUCUUCCUAUUCUCUUCUUUCUUACCCUGCUUUCCCCUCCCAUCGUCGCCGUCUCCGUCACCACUUCGAACCCAUCAGCGGGCCACUCUCUAUCCAAUCAGUCCCCCCUCCCUCUUCUUCCCGUCCAGGCCACCCCCCUCUCUCCCCCCCUUCUUCCUCGCGCACCCCUGGAAAAAAAGUCUCGAGUGCCAAGUUCCCAAUAACCUCCGUGAACUCAAAAAUUUCCAGUUCGACCUGUUUUAUUACUCUUUCCUCGUCUUCUCGAAAAUCCCCAAUACUACCUACUUUAAUAACAAUAUCUCUCUCACAUUGUCGACCCGAUGCC
Messenger RNA from Durotheca rogersii, 516 nucleotides. RefSeq lists its product as uncharacterized. The transcript has a single exon. Bases 68 to 394 code for a protein of 108 amino acids. NCBI's taxonomy places the organism in Eukaryota, Fungi, Ascomycota, Sordariomycetes, Xylariales, Xylariaceae. The record is from RefSeq and is a predicted model, not a curated record.